CCGCUCUCCCCGCCGUCUCUGUGGGCGGAAGCGGGCGGGCUGUGUUGUGGCGCCGCCGUUGCCGUGAGAGGCCCGGGACCGCGGCGGGGGUUAUGUGAGCUGCUGCAUUAGUCUUCUGACAUCUUGCCCUGAAUACUCAUGGUAUGUCUGAAGGACAGAUCUCUUGUGUGUUCUGAAUGUACCAGGUUGUCCUCAUGAGUACUCCAGUGGAGAAUGUCCAUGAUCUUCUUUGCCUGUGUGGUGCGGGUGAGGGAUGGGCUUCCCCUCUCAGCCUCCACAGAUUUUCAUUUCAACCGGGACUUUCUGGAAUGCAGAAAGAGAUUGAAGGCAUUAUCCUCAAUUCUGGCACAGUAUCCAAGUCGAGGCACAGCAAAAGGACGUGACCUUAGCAUUCAUUUCCUUUCUUCCGGGGAUAUAGCCUGCAUGGCGAUCUGUUCCAGCACUUACUCAACCAUCAUGGCGUUUUGCUUCCUGGAAGAGCUUCAGUGGGAAUUUGCUGCUUCCUACGACACAACGAGCAUUGGUUUAGCUUCCAGACCGUAUGCUUUUCUUGAAUUUGAUAAUGUUAUUCAGAAAGUGAAACACCAUUUUAACCGGGCGAGUCGCUCUCAAAUGAAGGCCAACUGGGAGAAGGUUGAGGAGGAGCUGAAGUUCCAGCCUCCAGUUCAGCUGAAACUGGAGGACACGGAGCUGAUGAACGGGAUGACGAACGGUGGCCCUGCUGGUGUUCAUGUGGAGGUUGUCCCUACGUACAGAAUGCAGCCUGUGACUCCCCUGGGGAUUCUGUCACUUGUUCUGAACAUCAUGUGUGGAGCUUUGAAUCUCAUUCGAGGAGUUCACCUGGCAGAGCAUUCAUUUCAGGAGGACCAUGAAGGAAUUGGAAAUGUCAUAGCUUUUUUACUACCUUUUCUAGCCUGUGUUUUUCAGUGUUACUUGUACCUCUUCUACAGCUCGGCGAGGAAGGUGAAGACGUUUGUGCUCUUUGUCUCUGUCUGUUUCUGCAACGUUUACUUGUACGGGUUGCGGAACCUCUGGCAAAUCGCCUUUCACAUAGGAGUGGCAUCUCUUUCUUCUUAUCAGAUACUCACAAGGCAACUGCUGGAGAAACAGCCUGACUGCGGAGUAUGAAAAAGACUUGGGGUUUGCUACUCUUAUUUUUACAACUGGUUUUGUUUUGUUUUUUUUUUGUAUUAAACUGGCCAAAAAUAGUUUGGAAUAUUUUUAAAGAUUCGCGACAAUUGGUUGUUGCAAGGAGGAUUGUUUCAAAGCAGCUUGAAAUAAAGUAGGAAACUGUAAUGGUGUCAAACACACGGCGAGGGAUGUGGCUGUAUUUAACAUGGUGUGUGGUAAUUUGUGCAUGGGAGAUCUUGUCUGGUGUCCUCAACCAGGAGGAGGUUCUCCUUACUGUAAACAGGCUUUUACUCCUUGACUAAUAGCAUCCAGACAGCAUUUUGCCAUUUGUCUUACUGGCUUUGUAACAGUUUGGCAGGUCGAUGUCUUGCCCGGCCAGUGCUUCCAAAAAUAUUAAAAUUGUAGAGUAAAAUGAAGAGAAAGUGGUGGGUAACAUUUUUGUCUCUAGAAUUUGUUGAGUGUUAAGAUUCUUGGUAAAUGUAAAUAAAGGGGUUUGCCAUCAUUAGAUGAGUUCAGUAUCAGUGGGAAAAAAAUGUUAGGAGGAGCUUCAGGGUAAUUUGUCCGGGUUUUGAAGGAAAGGAAAAAGCUGUGGCUCUGUUAAAAAACAUAAAGGCUAUAAAUAUCUCCUGGCUAAACAGCGCAUUGUAGUUAAGUAUGUGCUCAUUGGUUAAUUGCAAAUAUGCUUGGGGCAGCAUAAAAUAAACCAAGUGAAUAUAAGUGAUCUUUCAGCUCAAGUGGCCUUUAUUUCCUUGGUUAAGGUCACUCUUGGUAUAAAGGUAAUUCCAUGUUGGCUUGGUCUGUACGGAUAAUAAAUCUUUCAAGCCUCCUUA
Calidris pugnax (ruff) is the source of this 1961-nucleotide messenger RNA. It is a transcript of the gene SEC22C, whose product is annotated as SEC22 homolog C, vesicle trafficking protein. NCBI's taxonomy places the organism in Eukaryota, Metazoa, Chordata, Aves, Charadriiformes, Scolopacidae. The record is from RefSeq and is a predicted model, not a curated record. The transcript is spliced from 8 exons. Gene Ontology annotation, biological process: endoplasmic reticulum to Golgi vesicle-mediated transport. Bases 214 to 1128 code for a protein of 304 amino acids.